Anoplophora glabripennis (Asian longhorned beetle) is the source of this 1760-nucleotide messenger RNA. Its product is annotated as cytochrome P450 CYP12A2-like. Bases 70 to 1686 code for a protein of 538 amino acids. Gene Ontology annotation, cellular component: mitochondrial inner membrane. Gene Ontology annotation, biological process: C21-steroid hormone biosynthetic process; cholesterol metabolic process; cellular response to peptide hormone stimulus. Gene Ontology annotation, molecular function: oxidoreductase activity, acting on paired donors, with incorporation or reduction of molecular oxygen; heme binding; monooxygenase activity. The record is from RefSeq and is a predicted model, not a curated record. The transcript is spliced from 9 exons. Lineage: Eukaryota; Metazoa; Arthropoda; Insecta; Coleoptera; Cerambycidae.
AGAUAAACGAGGUUUGCUCUGCAUUUCAGUUUAAUUUUUUAAAUUUAACCGUCAUUUUCAAUCUUCAAGAUGUUUAAAAAACUUACAAAACUGCGUACAUUUAAUGCUAAUUUUAUUUGUACUAACCAUUCCAAAAGAACCUCGGGAACAAUAGAUAUAUCGAAGAAAGACGACUACUACAAGAAUCUAGGAGAUGCAGAAGAAAACAUUGAUGUGAAACCUCCAGAAUGGGACAAAGCUCUACCAUACGAGUCUAUACCCGGACCUAAACCACUUCCUCUUAUUGGAAAUAUAUUUCGAUUUUUACCGUUCAUAGGAGAGUAUUAUAACCUGCCUAUGAAAGAGUUGCAUGAGGCAUUUAAAAGAAGAUAUGGUAACGUAGUGAGUCUUACAGGAAUCGGAAAGGAGCCUAUUGUAUUUCUUUUUGACGUACAUGAUAUGGAAAAACAUCUUAGAGGUGCAGGGGCAUUUCCUAUCAGAAGAGGCUUAGACUCAUUCACAUAUUAUCGUACAGUAACAAGAAAAGAUGUCUUUAAAGAUGCUUCAGGAAUUUUAACUAUUCAAGGAGUAGACUGGUUUAAGGUUAGAUCCCUAGUCAAUCCUGUUUUAAUGCAGCCUAAAACAGCACAACAGUAUAUAGGAAGCAUGGACAAAGUCACAAAUGAACUCAUUAAAAAUAUUCGUUUUUUCUCGACACAAAAUGAAAAGAGCGAAAUGCCAGAGGACUUUCAAAAUGAGUUAUAUAAGUGGGCAUUGGAAUCAAUUGGAUUUUUAACACUUAACAAACAUUUAGGGUGUCUAGAUUUAAAUGCUCCCAAGGAUUCUGAGCCUCAAAAAUUAAUUUGGAGUGUAAAUCAAAUGUUUCUGCUGAUGCAUAAUUUAGAAAUUAUGCCAGCAACAUGGAAAUACAUCGAAACUCCAUCAUGGAAGCGACUUGUAACUGUUUUAGACUAUGUAACAGAAACAUUAUCGCGAAAUAUAGAAGAAACUUUGAAUAAGACCAUUCCAGAGGACGUACCAGACGAACAACUGAAUAUUCUACAAAGACUAAGCAAACUAGAUAAACGUAUGGCUUUCUCUAUGGUUAUAGACCUCUUUAUUAGUGGAAUCGAUUCGAGUGGAAAAACUAUUGCUGCAGCUUUGUAUUUAUUGGCAAAAAAUCCGGAUAAGCAAAAAUACCUACGGGAGGAAGUAUAUAAUAAUCUGCCCGAUAAGAAUUCACCAAUUACUAAAGAGAUUUUGAACAAUUCCCCUUAUCUUAAAGCAGUGAUAAAAGAGACGACUAGGAUAGCUCCAGUUUUCCCAGGAAGUUCGAGAACUACCAUAAAAGAUUCGGUUCUAGGAGGGUAUAGAAUACCUAAGGGUACAGAAGUUAUUAGUAUGCAUAUAAUUAGUGCAAAUUCGGAACAUUUCAAAGACCAUGAGAAAUUUAUACCAGAGAGAUGGCUUCGGACGGAGGACAGUGACUACUCUUACAAAAACGUCCAUCCCUUUGCAUCCCAACCGUUUGGUUUCGGUCCAAGGUCAUGUGUCGGCAAGCGGUUAGCUAACUUAGAAUUAGAAGUUGCAAUAUCAAAGAUAAUAAGAAAUUUUGAAUUAUCGUGGCAUCACGAGGACAUGGUAUUUUCUGGACUGUUUUUAUAUGGUAUCGAACGUCCUCUCAGGAUAAGAGUGAAGGAGGUUUAAUAAUAAAUAUAAAUUAUGUUAUUUAAAGUGAUGACAAAUAUAAAUUUAACAACUUUGGUAGUGGUAUAUAGUUU